AUGAACGCAAAGAGUCCCCUCGAACCCCGUGCGCCUUCUCCUGCUGCCACUAGCCACCCUAAGUCUGUCGACUCUGAUGCAUCCGCUGCCUCUGGGGUGGCGGAGCAAGCGCCCAAGGCCGGUAUAGCUCCCGCACUUUGUCGCAACGCGUUUGAAGUCGCCACUGAGAAUCAGGACAAUGCCUUCGCGAGGUCAGUGCGUGCCUGGGCAGUGGCAGGACGACCAGAAUGCGACGUCGCGCUAUUUGCAGGCUUGUCACCAGGAGCGCUGCCCAUCCUUGGCCAUUCUUGCGUCCUGCGCACGUCUAGUCAUUUGAAGAUCGUGCUGGAUUGGGCUCUGGAGACUAAAUCGCAGUAUAGUCCUCACCCCUCGUCCACCGUCACCGCGGUUCUCUGCCCUCUACCUCCUGGCGUAAUCUACGUCGUGAACUUGGACGUCGAUGCAGAGCACCUGAAUAUCCUGGUAAAGUACUUGGUGAGUCGGCAUAGCUAUGAGUGGUGCUUUGAGCGAAGAGAGACUGAAACUUUCACCUGCAUCUGAUCUCAAAGUACGACUACGAUCAUGUCGCGGCUGUCAACCGCGCGUCGAACAUGGUGAUGCUCUAUUCGGCUGCUGAUCAGGUGAGUUUUGAGUCGAUCGCUUGACACCUCAUUCGCGAAUACUGAUCAGAGUUGCUCGAUGAAUGCAUUCAGAUGGAUCUCCUUCAGCUCUCGUCGAGUGCAUUUGGAUCUAUUGAGACAGAGGCGCGGUGGAUGUCGUCGCAGGCCUUUUUCAAGACCUUUGCGCAGCGAGAGGUCCUCCGGCAUCCUCACGUGUGCAGGGUGUACUGCGACAUCUUGUGCGAGGUACGACGCCGUGCUGCACUCCGCUGAGGUAUACUGAUAUUGACGUUCCGCAACUACUUUUAUCGCAGCGGUUCAUCGAGUUGGGUCCUUCCAAGUGGUUCGCGAGCUUCGCUGAAUCGUUGUGCAACUCCAGCGAUGACGGGGCCAAGGGCGUGUGCUGCUGGCUCAUGUGGCAGCUGUCUACGCAGGGCAUGCCCACUAGCUUGAGGCCACCUAUCUUCCGAAAUGGCCGGGCGGCACCUGACCGGAGGCCGUCGCGUGAUCCCUUUACACCAUGGUCUUGGGAAUCCCGGUGGUAAUUUCGUUGCAGUACCGAACGACCAGACUAGAGCUUCUGAACCCUUGAGCGGCGUGACGAUAGCGCACGGCGGAGCCCUUCCAUUGCUCGUUUCUGACACAAAACUCCAUUGCUCGUUUCUGACACAGCGUUUUGUUAUCGGCGUUCUGUAG
Ceraceosorus bombacis is the source of this 1295-nucleotide messenger RNA. The record is from the annotation of a GenBank genome assembly. Lineage: Eukaryota; Fungi; Basidiomycota; Exobasidiomycetes; Ceraceosorales; Ceraceosoraceae.